AUGGAAUUCAUCCAGUAUGCAGAGCUGGGAAAUGAUGUGGAAGCACAGAUGCUGCGAUCUCAAGAGUACCUGAACAUCUUCAGGUGUCAUGAACUUCUUUCAGGAAGCGAUGGCUUGCUAUCUCCAUGCUGCUUGGCAGUGGGGGGCGAGGGGGGCCCGGCCCCGGCAGGGAGAGCGCCGCGGCCCCGCGGUCGGAGCGGGCUAACCCCGCGCUGCUGUCGCCCAGGCCGGCUGUGCACCCCCGAGCUCGGUGGGCAGGACGAGGCGUGGCGGGGAGACCAGCUGUCCUCCCAGCUCUACAGGAACAAGCAGCUUCAAGAUACUUUGCUUCAGAAGGAAGAGGAACUUGCUAGGUUACAUGAAGAAAAUAAUAACCUCCGACAAUACCUGAAUUCUGCCCUGAUUAAAUGCUUAGAAGAAAAAGCCAAGAAAGUGCUGUCCUGCCAUGGCCAAAAAAACUCUGCUAUUCUCAAAAACACCAAAAGGAGAUUAAAAGAGGACUACUGCUUUACUCCUCAAGAAAAUCCUCAUGCUUCCAAAGCCAGAAGGAACCUCUUUAAUGAAUUCACUGCCUGUGAAGAGCAAGCCAGUCCUGCUGUGGACAGCUGGGUCUUGCAGACCUUAGGACUGAAAGAUGUCGACACCAUCGAUGAAUCUUCAGCUAACUACAGUGCCCUGUCCUCAGACCUUGGAAAAGAUUCGUACUGCCUGAGCCCCGAUGAAGCAAUAGACUAUGGCCACAGCGAAGGAGCAGCAGCAGCAUAUAGCUACAGCCACAUGCCUUCAGUUAACAGCAGUGUCCAUCCAUGCAGCACGGACUCUACCUUCCUUCCCCAGUUUCCUUCAGCACCCUGUGUCUCUUCACCAGUGCCAAGUGUUUCCUCCCUCCCAGCCUAUGGGUUGCCAUAUUUGACUAACGAUUUGUCACCUAACAGAACAGAAGUGGCCUUCACAACAUCUCUAAGUCCUCACCGCAAUGUGAGAACACACACCUUCCACCAAGGACAAGCUUUUGUGCGCAGAGAUGAUGAUGGAGGAUGGAGAUUCACCUGGGUGCCCAAGCAGGCUGAAUAAGGCACCUGCAUCAAGGGUCAGCUAGAGGGGAUGUAAGAGACAUACACUUCACCCUGUGCUCGAGACAACUUCAGGCAUCAGAAACAAGCCUGUUAAAUGUUACCCUGCCACCCACCCAUUCGUCAUUCCCUUCCAGAUUUUCACAGGUGUGGCUCCGGAUUGCACUGAGACAGGUAUCUGCCCCAGGCCAGGUGUUUAGAUUGGACCUAAUUCUCUUGUGCCUGUGUUGAGAUACCUUCUUUUUCUUGCAUCAUGGUUUCUUUGUCAUCAACUAUUCCUUGUUGACUCAUGUCUUCCAGACUGAACUACUUUCAGCAUUGACGGUCACUCCCACAUGCAUCAAACUGGAAGGGAUUUGGGGAAUACAGUUUGGAAAUAACAUCUCUCCCCAACAUCCACAGAUGACAAAGAUGGCAUAGGCUGAGGGUCAGCAGUGUCUGUGAUUUGGGUCUCUCUUGGCUAUGUAGAUUGCCUUGGAUUAAGGCAACCACUCUAUUUGUUAACGUGUUACACUAGGUUGCCCUACCUGCAGUCACUUAGUACUGUCAUUAUUUAUUUUUUUAUAAUAAUUCAUAACAGGACUUGCUUCUGUUGCCUAAAGGCUACUUAAUUACAAGCGAUCCAGAAGUUUAAGAGAUUUUCUGCUGCUGUGAUUAAAAGACCGAUGUGUUUUCUGCAUCGUUUUAAAGGUAUUUUAUCUGUCAGGAGUUAAGAUAGAGCCCUGUAUCUCACCAACUUUAGCUACAGAACAGGAACUAGAUUUGAAGGUGCUGUGGAGUAAUGACACUGCCAUCUCCAGCCAAGGCCCUGAUCUGAUAUAUCAGUGGCAGGCAUUUUCUCAGCUGUGGUUGAAGUACACUCAGAGCACUUCUUUCUUCUGCAAAACAUGCAUUCCCCUCAGCUGCAGGAUCCCACUAGCCUUCUGAUCAAUUUUCAUCCCUGUCUACUGGCCUAAUAAUGGAUGUUUUUUAUAGAAGGAAGCCACUCCUGGCUUCAGAAGUGGUUUCUGUUGGUUCCAUUGGGCUGUUUUGCACUUGUGAAAGUGGAGAUGUUGUUUCUAGGGAACAACUUCUUGACCUUUUUGUCUUGAUCUUUGAGAUCAUGCAGAGAUUUCCCUGCAGUCAACAUCAGCCCAGAAUCAGGGCUGCUUCCUCCUCCCCACCAUACCCUUCAUGCUUCCUGUGUGAAACGCUUAUGUUUCUCCUGGUUUGUGGAGGCAGUAUCACUUAGUGAUUAGUGAGUGUUUGGGAACUCAACCUUCAACACCACCUCUUGCCUCUCCAUGUCUCUGUCAGGCAGUGGUGACCUGAAGCUAAGACCGUGACUGCCUUGAGAAUGUUUUAAAAUGCCUGGCGAGGAGGUGCUCCAGCACUGCCCAGAGCUGUUGGUAACACUAUUAAUGACGUGAAGUCAACUGACCUGCAGUAAGCUCACUGGUGAUGUUUGUGUUACAUUUGUUUUCCGCUUUAUAGUAGUUUGAUGCCUAAACGUUGGAAGCGAAGGGAAUGAUUUGGUUAUUCUGGCUUUCAGAAUGGCCCCAGUGACAUUGAGGAAGUACUUUCAUAAGUAAAAAUAACCAUAUGUGAGAAUUUCCUUCCAGUGGGCUUAUUUUUCUAUAGAAAACUAGAUAUUUUAUUUUUUAAAGGAUAAAAGCAUCUCCCAAACAGCCUCUUGUGCCUUAGAAUUGCAAUAUUUGGAUUUCUCCAUAGGAGCAGUAGUGAUUUCCCAGAAGACUUUUAAAUAAAUGACUGUAUUUCUGUGUAGGUACUUUAAAGUCAUAGGGCAGACUUCCAGAAUAGGCUAUUUGAAAGCAUUGAUUGUAGGCACUAUUGCACUGGAUUAAAAACAACAACACACAUGAAAUAAAUACAAGAUUAUUUUUUUCUGGGGUUUUGUUGUAGUCUGUGAAAAUGUGGCCAGCUGAUAAAAACUGGUCAGGCAAGACCACUGAUCUAUAGCACUUUUCUGCUUUUCCAUGAAAGUAUAUUUAAAAAAAAAACUGUCCUACAAACAGUUUUUUUUCAAGGCAUUUUUCUACUAAUAGACUCUAGAUCUACUAUAUAAUGUGACACUGAAGAAAAUAACUCCAUUCACUGGAGUUUUUAUUGGUGCAUACGAGUGCAGAAAAUAUCUGGCCUUAAGUGAUGGGAAGCCCUGGUAUUUGUGGUGAUAUGGGAUGAACAACAUGCAGGCAAAUAAACAGUGUGGCCAGAGGAUUAUACCCAACACAGCUGUAGAUACCACAUCAUUCAAAGCAGCUGUAAAACUUAAGCAGAGAAAGAUCUCUGUAUUCUAAUGGUGCUCGAUACCAUUGCCUAUGUUUUUCAAUGAUACGGAGUCAGCAGCAGUAACAAAUACAUCAUUUGUUCUGUCAGCAAAUAUUAAAUCUUAUUUUGUUUUCUCUAAGGAGAGAAAACUUUUCCCCAUUUGACAUUUCCUUUCCACAUCUUUAGAUCAAUUCAUUUGAAAGUUUCUUUGCAGAGAAGCAGCACACAGCAGUCAGAUCUUUGGUACAAUUCCAAGUAGGGUUUCAGCAGAACUGAAACAGUGCUCGAAUCUUUGCAGCAUUUUGUAAAAGGAUGACUGGCCCCCUUGUCUCAUAGCAAAUAAAUUAUAGAUGUAACUGAAUAGUUCAAUGCACCUAAACAUAUCUUCCUAUUUUGCUGCGGGCUCCUGAGUUUUGCUCAGCACAAAAAUAUGGAGUCCUGUGGCAGGGAUUUGUGUAGAGUCCCAUAGUGCUGCUCCUGGCUUGCAAACAUGAAAACUUACAAUUCUAGUUUAGAAAACUGUGAGAAAAUAUAUCUGCUGUCUGCUACAUGUGAACAAUGCUUCUGAUUGCCAUAGCAGAAGGAGCACACUGGAAAAGAAAUUCACCAAAUAACUAAAGGUGAUUUUUUUUUCCCCCAACACCAUCAUUUGAACAAGUAUUUCCUUAGCUAUCAUUAAGUACAAUGCAAACAAGACUACUCUAGCACCAGUGCACAAUAAACAAGCCAAGGUGAGGACUGAGACUCUUCUGCUUUUCUGUUUCUCUAAAAACAAGAGGAAGCACCUCUGGAUUCUGAUAUGGCCUCUGGUAUGCCAUUUCAUUUCUGUGCUUUGAUUUCUACUGGUUCCACCAGUGGUGGAACCAGUUCAGAGCAGUUUAACAAGAAAACACAAUAGUUGCUGCUGCAAACUGUGUGAGGUUCCCUCUUGCCCAGGAGCAGCUCCAAAUGUGUGUACCUCUGGGACUGGGAGGCAUGACUUAAAUGGCCCAGGGGCACUGGGAGGCUCAUUGGGCAAUGGGAACUUCAUCAUCUGUAAAUACUCAUUUUGUAUUAACAUAUCUGUUUUAUUUUUUUAUUUGAAGUUCUUUUUCUUUGUGAAUGGAACACAUGCAGCUGCACACUUUAAAACAACCCAUGUUUCUAGAAUGUAUGCUAUUAGAAACAGAAGUUAAUUUAACACUUGAUGUUUGAUUUUUGUGAUUGAGAGUCUAUGAUUAUACAUAAACAUCAAUUUUACCUGUGUAAUUAAGUUUAAGUUAUGUCUAAUAAAACUUGAAAUAACAUCUAAUUGAUGCAAAUCUGCCCACAACUACACACAAACAUCUAUUAAACAACCAUUGUUCACACUGCACAGCAUAACACCUAGCACCUACAUGCCUCUUCAGAGGACAGAGAGAUCUUUAUUUCCUGCAAACACAAGUGUCCACACAAGCAGGUGCAGCUUGUGAGCACGUUAUAACAGAAGUAAAGAUGCAAUAACCACAGGUAUGCCACUUCAGCCAGGGCUUGCACAAUGCCUUUCAGUGAUCCAUUAUUGUUUUGGCUAAGAAAUAGAUUCCACACUACAGAAGGACUAGGACCGAGGGAAGUACUGUGCUUUUUUUGUCUGUUAUUUUUGCAGCAAACCCACUUAAUAUACCUACACCUUCCUUCUUAGUCAGCUGAGCAUCAUGAUAGUACUCUGUGUACUCCUAAUUUUGACUCUGAAGUGAUGAAUUGUAAAGUGGUACCGAGGUGUCAUGUAAAGAGACUGAAGAUGAGAGAAGAGCAUGAGUAAAGAAUGCAAGUCUCCAUUUAGUCUGCUAUACUCAACACCAAAAGUAAAACUGUUAUUAACUUCAUUUUCUGACUGGGAGAAGGUUUAGUAGUGACCAGACACCAGCUAGGACCAGCGAGAUCAAUUUUUCAUUGGAAAGCAAGAUUAUUAUUUUUUUUAAUUGCUCCUGAGAUACAGAAAGAACCUUCUGCUUUAAACUCUUUUGUCCUCUAGAAGCCACUGUUAGCCUAGCAGAUGAUUCGCAAACAUUCUGGCUUGUUGCCAGGUAGAUGACACCCUGUCACAGAGAGAGCAGUCUAUAAAUAAUUUGUAGAAUGAGUUGUGAUUCACCUAAAAUGCCAUCUUUCCAGUCAUUCCUCUGGUUCGUCAGUUGUGCAUCACUGAGUUAUUUCAAGGCUAAAUAUUUACAUGCACCGCAGCCCAAGGAAAUCAGCAUAACAGUGGAGUGCGAGCAACGGAGUAUAAACAUCAUCAGGGGCACGAACAUCUGGGAGGUCUGCAUAUUUCCUGAUUUAGUCAAAAUCCCCACUCAAGUAGUAGCUGCGACACUGGUAUGGUUAGCCAAAACUCCCAGUCACCUCUUCAGAAGGCUGUUAUCCAAAGAACACACUCUUCGUUUAUAAAAGCAACGUACGCAUGGCUAACAUCUUCCACCACCGCCGCGU
Cygnus olor (mute swan) is the source of this 5786-nucleotide messenger RNA. It is a transcript of the gene GMNC, whose product is annotated as geminin coiled-coil domain containing. Gene Ontology annotation, biological process: negative regulation of cell cycle; negative regulation of DNA replication. NCBI's taxonomy places the organism in Eukaryota, Metazoa, Chordata, Aves, Anseriformes, Anatidae. The transcript has 4 exons. The record is from RefSeq and is a predicted model, not a curated record. Gene Ontology annotation, cellular component: nucleus. The coding region runs from base 1 to 1074 and encodes 357 amino acids.